GCGACGUGAUUGCGUCAGAGCUUCAAGUGACUUCCCAAAACGCGCGACGAAAGCACGUCUGCCGCAGGCUGCAGUCUUCACCUGCCUCAGACUGUCCUCUGCACCCAACAUGAGGAUACGUAUAAUGUAUAUCGGUGGCGAGAUAAUAUGAGCAUCUCACAGAACAGCGAGUUCCUACGAUAGCCAUCCCAGUCUGGACCUCCGCCAUCAUGAGUGGCCGAGAGCCAGCCGUGUCCUCGCACGCCAACCAGUACAUCCGUGCGGUCCUCCACCCCACCGAGGCGCCGACUGAGAUAUCCGUUCGCUAUUUCUACACGUCGCCACUCGCUAUCGACGAUCCGCUCUCGCCUAUACCUCCGCCAGUGACGGGCGCAGCAGCGGCUGCAAAGAAGCAGCUCCCCCGUCCGUUCUCGCUGUACGACAAUAAUGCCGUGAACACGGCAUGGCUGGGGCUGAGGAAGAAGAUACUGCAGCACAACGAGGAGCUUGGCGAGAAGAAGGAUGGCCUCGAGCUGGGCACGCCGGCGAAUCCGGCGGUCGCUCGUCUGAAGCGUAGGAGAGCCGGCAGUGCACCAAGGGAAGGGAAAAGCCCCACGGGCAGGGAUAUACCGCUCGGGAGGUCGAACAGUAGCGGGCAGUACUCGAGGUCUGCCGAGCUGUUCUCGGGUGCACGAGCCAGCUCCAGCGGUAGCAGUCAGGGCGCAACUUUGGGGCAAUCGAUGAAAGCACUCGAUCCGAGCUCGGCUUCGCCCACAUCCGGCUCUACGACUACAGGCACGCCCUUCAUUCGAGCUCCGUCACGGACCAACGUUGCCAAGGCAUGGAAGCCUGCGUCAAUGGAGGGUGGCAGUCGGCCGACAAUACACGAGGUGGACAGCUACAGGUGGGAUGACGAGAUGGAGCCGGCGCCGUCAAGCGGCAAAGACAAAGGUCCUGCGAGGAGUCCGUCGAAACCUCGCGCGGGGCCUUCUGUCCAGGUACCUGUCGGCGUGUCGAGGCUGCACCAUGUAGCCAUGGACGCUGAGUCAAUACGGAUGGAGCCAAUCUACUGGUCGCCUCUCAGUGACAUAUCUCGGAUCAUUCGAGGAACUUGGUUCUACAAAGACUCGAUGAUGCCCGUGGAGGUUGAGGUCGCGAAUAUGCUCGAGGCAGGAUACAUCGAAUUACAGCCUUGGACCCAAACCUGGAAAGAUGAGCUGAGCAGUGCAGUUGAAGUAGGGGCGCUGGGAGAGAUGAAAGUCCUGCACAAGCUAUGGCCUGACAAGCCUUCAGCACCAGACAGCAGACCUUCAACUUCACAGCAGAUGCAGACGACGGGUCUGGUGCAGAGUACUUUGCCGGGCGAACAGAGUAGCCCGGAGCAAGAGCGCCUGGACAUAGUCGAGAACGCAUGCGAUCGAAUAGAUAUCUCGAAUGGACCGAAUGGGCCGGACAACAAGGCAGCAGGGGAUCUCGAGUACGGCGCCGCUGGAUACAAGCAGCUGUACCUCAAAGCCGGUGUUAUUUAUGCUAGCGACAAGGAUGCAUACAUUUUGAAACCAGCCCUACAGCCGUCCGACUAUUACGGAAGACGUCCGCUCGCAAAUUAUAUCCGGAAGGGUAGGACCAUCGGUGUAUGCGUCGUGCGCGGGUUCGACCAGACAAUCUGGGACAAGCUCCAUCCAAGCAAGUUAGAUUCGACUUCUCAGAAAGCAUACCAAGGCGCAUCUACUGCUCAGGCUGGCGCACCAGCGUAUCAGAGGCUGAAGUCGGAUCCCGAGCUUGCCAUGUCUGAACGUCCGCGAGUGACAGAUCUUGUACUGGUCAUCCACGGUAUCGGGCAGAAGCUAUCUGAGCGUAUGGAGACGUUCCACUUCACACACGCGAUGAACUCAUUUAGAAGGGAGGUGAAUGUUGAGCUGGGGACGCCGGAUGUCAAGCGCCACUUACGGAGAGACAUGGGGGGUGUCAUGUUGCUGCCGAUCAACUGGCGACAACGUGUUUCGCUCGAGACUGGCGCUGACACGGAGGUCGAGCAUCCUACUGCCAACAAGUACACACUAAAGGAUAUCACACCAGUCACACUCCCAUCCAUUCGUAAUAUUAUUAGCGACGUCAUGCUCGACGUCCCGUACUACCUUUCGCCGCAGCACAACCCCACGAUGAUCGCCGCUUGCAUACAGGAAGCGAAUCGCGUUUACAGACUAUGGUGUGCCAACAAUCCCGGCUUUGCGGAAUACGGCAGGGUUCAUCUUGUUGCACAUUCCCUGGGCUCCGUGAUGGCCAUCGAUAUCCUCAGCAACCAACCCACCCGUGUCGACCCCGGCUUGACCAACCCGACAACGCCCGACAACGCCCUUCCACGAGACCACUUCAUCUUCAACACGACCGACCUCUUCGUCUGCGGGAGCCCUGCCGCCUUAUUCUUACUGAUGAAGGACGCAACCCUGCUCCCUCGCCGUGAUACAGUGAAGCCCGGAGCAGACUCAUACACCAUGCCGGACGUCGCCGGCGAACAAGGCACCUACGGUUGCAUCGCAGUAGACAACAUCUACAACAUCAUCAACCCCUACGACCCCGUCGCAAUGCGCAUCAACGCCACCGUCGACGCCUCGUACGCCGAGAUGCUCAAACCCGCCACCAUUCCCUCGUCCUCAUCGUCCUACUUCUCCUUCGUCAACCCCUUCCGGCGCGCCGAUUCCUCCGCACAACUGCAGAAGCCAUCCACCGUCCGCCUCCCGAGCAACGUCGAGCUCGAGACGCACAACUUCACGCGCGAAGAGGUUGCCGAGAAGAGAGCGUAUCUGCUCAACGACAACGGCCAGAUCGACUAUUUCAUGAAGUACGGUGGUGGCGCGCUGGAGAUCCAGUACCUCACUAUGCUGGGCGCGCAUAGCAGCUACUGGCUCAGUCGCGAUUUUGUCAGGAUGAUCGUGCUCGAGGUCGGCAGAGAGGCUGGAAGGGAAGGCACGAUUGAGCGGAUGCGCGCGGUUAAGAAGAAGAUGACUGUUGGGGGUGGGUGAAUUGAUGCCGGGAUGGGAGAAGUGGAGUGGUGUUGUUAUACCCCCUUUUUUGAGAAGAAUAAAGAUCAUAUUGUUGAAGGGACUUUGAGGUGUUCCGUCGUUGCGCGCGAUCUCCCCACGCAAGCGUGUGCUGCACUGACGCCACUGUCCUUGCUCAGAGCUUUAUCUCCCUCGACGGACUCGGUGUUCUCGGGCGAGCAGACAGUCACGGCGUGCGUCUGCUCACUGACGUUACUCCUGUGUGCUUUGCCUCUGCCUCUGCAGCAUUCUCUCCGUACCAAGCGUUCCUCUUAAGACGCUGGCAGCUG
Messenger RNA from Didymella exigua CBS 183.55, 3310 nucleotides. RefSeq lists its product as uncharacterized. Lineage: Eukaryota; Fungi; Ascomycota; Dothideomycetes; Pleosporales; Didymellaceae. The transcript has 2 exons. Gene Ontology annotation, cellular component: cytoplasm. The record is from RefSeq and is a predicted model, not a curated record. The coding region runs from base 210 to 3002 and encodes 930 amino acids. Gene Ontology annotation, molecular function: metal ion binding; glycerophospholipase activity.